UCGAUGGUUUCAAUCUCAGUUUCGAAAUAAGUGCCAUGAAGUUACCAAUCAUUUUAAAUUUCCUGUCAUGAAGUUGUUAAUCAUUUUACCGUUCUUGGCGCUCGCGAGUUCUUCUUGCCCAGGACUGCGGGUCGAGACACCCUUGGGUGGCGUUAUUGGUUCCUAUAAGAUCUCUCACUAUGGUAGGAAGUACAAGGCUUUCGAAGGUAUACCCUACGCGCAGCCUCCUCUGGGGAAACUUCGAUUCCAACCCCCCAAACCGGUCCAAAAAUGGACACAGGAUCUUCCAGCGACGAAAAAGGGCUCGGAGUGCACCCAGUACCACAUGCUUCAGAAAAAUGGAGAUAAGGUCUCAGGUUGCGAGGACUGUUUGUACUUGAACAUCUACGUACCGCCUAGAAACAACGAGGAGAUGUUGUUGCCAGUAAUGCUGUGGAUCCACGAUGGGGCGUUUCAAUAUGGCAGCGGAAAUAACGUGAACGAGAGGUUCUUGAUGGAUCGCGAUGUCGUGUUAGUCGCCAUCAAUUAUCGUUUGGGACCUUUCGGUUUCCUCAGUACGGGGGACCGUGUGGUACCUGGAAACAUGGGACUGAAGGACCAGACUGUGGCUUUGCGUUUCGUGUCGAACAACAUUAAAUAUUUCGGUGGCGAUCCUGAGAGCGUCACUAUUUUUGGCUUGAACGCAGGAGCUGCAAGCGUCCAGUAUCAUUAUUUGUCGCCUUUGAGCGCUGGACUCUUCCAACGUGGUUUGUCGAUAAGCGGUGUAGCUCUGGACCCCUGGCCCCAAACGGAGCGUGCUCCUGAGAAAGCCAAGAAGCUGGGCGCUUUGAUGGGGUGUCCCACGAAGAACUCAACUAAAAUGGUCUCCUGCUUACGAGAACGCCCACCGCGACUUAUCGCUCAGGCUGUUCACGAUUUCAUGGCCUGGCUGUACAAUCCCAUCACGCCAUUCGGGCCAGUCAUCGAGAAGCAAAAGUGUCCCCGUCCCUUCAUUCGCGAUUCUCCGAUCGAGAUCAUCAACAGAGGCGAGGCGCUAGACGUCCCGUGGAUCUCUGGCGUCGUCGCCGAGGAAGGAUUAUAUACCGCUGCAGAAUUCGUCGACAACAGGAAGCUACUGAAGGAAUUGAACGACGAUUGGGACAAGAUAGCGCCGUCUUUGUUGGACUUUAACGAUACCGUUUCGUUGAGUCAGCAGAAGAAUGUCUCGGAAAUGGCUCGAAAGCAUUACUUGGGAUCCAAAAGCAUCAAUAGCGUGACGGACAAGCACGUGGUGCAGAUGAUUGGCGAUCGGUUGUUUAAGGUCGAUUUUGAGAAAGCUGUUAGGCUCCAGGCGAAGAUCAACAGAAGUCCUGUGUGGACUUAUUAUUAUACGUACAGGGCGAAGUAUAGUCAAAGCGACGCGUUGAGCGGAAGUACCAAGGAUUUCGGUGUCUGCCAAGGCGACGACGUAGCGCUUAUCCUUGGUACGAAGAUGUCGAGCACCACGAGAGCUCUGGACGUGCACAUGCAGCAGUUUCUGCUGGACUUUUACACGUCCUACGCUAUCCAUGGAGAACCUAAGAUCAGUAGCGUUACGUGGAAGAAACUGGAUCCAGAUGAAAAGAAGUUCUAUUACUUGCACAUAAAAAAUCCGAAGGACGCGAAGAUGGCCAGCGCCAAUAACUUCGCGGAGAAGAAGUUUUGGGAAUCGAUCAAUUUCAACGAGAACAAGUUGCCCAAAUCGUAAAGCAGUGGGGUCAAUCUUAACACUAGAACUACCAACCUAGUCAGUUUUAUUCAAAUAGAAUGGAUAUUAUAUUGAUAGAUGGAAUUGCUCCUUUUUGCUUUUUAAUUUCAAAAACUUAGUAGUAUUCUGAACACCAAUACAUUGUCCUCGAUAGUUCAAGUGUUAAAUGGAACAACAGCUGUUAACCAGACAAGAAUUUAACGGUGCAAAAGAUGUAUAUACAUAUAUAAAAACUCUGACUCACCGA
Molecule: messenger RNA, 1973 nt
Organism: Hylaeus volcanicus
Lineage: Eukaryota; Metazoa; Arthropoda; Insecta; Hymenoptera; Colletidae
Gene: Est-6
Product: carboxylic ester hydrolase-like
Exons: 8
Coding region: 68-1726 (552 amino acids)
Source: RefSeq, a predicted model, not a curated record